UUCUACCGGCUGGAAAGCUGAUAUUCACCGUUUUGUGACAUUAUAAAGAUGAUCAAAUAUUUGGAGAAGAUAAAAAUGGUCACAACGCUCCCCUAUGUCGGGCACUGACCGAUUCAACAGCGGAUUACAGAAAAACAGCCUCAGUUGCCGAAGUGCUCUUCCAUCACGACAACGCUACGCCGUCACUAUGGUUAAAUUGGUCGAAAGCGAACUGCUGCCCCGUCCACUGUAUGCUCCAGAUUUGUCCCAGUGCGAAUUCAUGCUACUAAGAUUUACUUUGCGGACCUCCAGAACACGUAUUUGUCAGACGGGCUAAAGAAGAGCGCUGGAUCAGAAGUAUCGAACGUAGAUUCUGUUGAGAUGCAAUCGUUAUUUGUGUUUUUUCUAUAGAUCAAGUAUUUAUCGCAUCGUAUUCGUAUUAUAUUUUGUCGUUUAUUGUUGCACAUGUUUGACUCGCAAACAAUGGCAUUUUCUUUUAUGAGUAACUAUUUACGCUUAUAUCCGCUAGCACUUCCAAGUUUGCAACUCAUUAAUCGCUAAGGUCUCCAUUGCCAUUCCAACCAUCGGCAGCUAAAUACGUAAUCGCUCAACAAACGCUCGCCGUCGAAUGCUCUGAAGUUUUCAUUGAACCGCCAAAGUGCGCGGACGUUUCAUACUCAUAUAUCGCGCGUCGUGGUCGGUUGGCCGCACGGUUGGAGUGUGCGCAGCAAAGUACCUAUAGAAGCGUAAAUCAGUUUUAAACAUUUCUGCUGUUAAAUUAGAAAAGCACUUACCGUUGUUUAUAUGUUAUCGCUAAAUAUUAUUGAAAGCACGUGUGAAAAUCGAUUUAAAGAUAAACUUUGCCUCAUUUCGCUGUUCGAUUUUGUUUUAGUGUGAGCGUUGUUUAUAAAAGCGUGUGAAAACACUUACAAAAAAGCUAAUUCGCUCCCAGAUUAACUGACAAGGUGACUAAUGUCGCCGGUGUACUCGCGAAGACGCAACAAAAAACGUUGCAGUGGAAUUAACAAUUAAAAAAUUGAAUCGAAAAAUGGGCGCAGAAUUCAUUGCUUUCCGCUGUGUGCAUAAUUAAUUAAUACAAUAUUUACAAUAACAUUAAUAACAACAAUAAUAAAAUAAUAAUAAUAAUAAAGCAUAUCAUGCCUUGUGCUAUCACCGGCUGAUAGCGAUCGUGUAUGUGUGUAUGCAUAUAAGGGUAUUUUUGUGUAUGUGUGUAUAUGUAUGUGGAGUAAUAAAAAGCCGAAUUUAGUUAUCAUAUCAACGAUAAAUUGAACAAGUAAAUAUUGGCUAUAGUAAAGAAUUAACUGGAACUCAUGCGUUUGCAGAUAUAUUUAUAUCCACUACAAUAACAAUAACAGCCAGUCUUCGCAAUUGCAUGGUUUAUUGUGGGUGGCGCGAGUGGCUUUAACCAGUGCGUGUGCAGCUAGUGCUUUUGGAGCAGAUCAGUGAAUUUUGGUGCCGCAUUCGGUGUUGGAUUUAUUUGCUAUAAGAUGAACAAUGAUAAUUUUGGCUUUCCCUCGCAUAGCGAACGGCUCCUGCAGGCGCAGAAUCGACGUAAAUUCAGUUUUCCCGCUACCUUAAGCUCAGCUUCUCUAUUGGAGGUGAAUCAGAAUAUAACACGUCGACGCUUUAGCAAUGUGAGUGAUGUUGUCACGAGAAAAUUGUCCUACACGAUCGGCUGGAAGGCAACGCAAAUACCCACACAAGAUAUCAUAUCACAGGGACGUUGUAUAUGCGGUCAGUACAUACGAAGACGUCUGCGUCGUUCUGGAUUGUUCAAUAAAAAGUUGGGCUUUCAACGCAUACGCAGUAUACUCGGCACUUCGUCGAUGGAGAUAGUACGAGAGGUAUUCCCAGCUGUGAUGGUGCUCGGCGACGAGUUAGAGCGCAUGCACCCGCGUAUCUACACAGGUGUUGCAAGACAAAUUUGUCGCGCUCCAGGCGGUGAAUUUCAUUCAGCCGAAACGAUUACAUUGCUUUUAGGUGCCGUAGGUCGUGAUCUGUUCCGUUCUGAAAUCACAUGGAGUAAAGUUAUAUCCCUAUUUGCUAUUGCCGGUGGACUGUCGGUAGAUUUCGUGCGCCAAGGUCAUCCCGAAUAUGUACCAAAAUUGGUAGAUGGUGUGUCGGAGGUGAUUGAAGAUGAAUUAGUAUCGUGGAUUAAUGAAAAUGGCGGUUGGCUUGGCCUCAACACACACGUAUUGCCGGUGACAAGUAAUUUUAGCCCCUUGGAAUGGACGACCAUCAUUAUCGGCUGCAUUUUCGGUUUAUUUGUCUUAUAUAUGCUAUUAAGAUUCAUAUUUUUCUAUAUAGUUCCAAAAGUGUAUCACCGUCUGACAUCAUAGCUAAGUUGUAGCUAAGUAAUUUCCUAUUUUUAUGUAUGAGUAUGUGCCCAUAUUUCACUAAUUUAGUUUUAAUUAUACUAAACUAUUAUAAAAUUGUAAUUUAGCAAGAGAUAAAUAAAUUUAAUUAUUUGUUUUUUAUAUUAUAUUUAACGUUAUAAAUGACUUUUUUAAUGGUAUAAAAUGUUAACAAAUAAAAUAUGUAUAUAUUCCCAC
Molecule: messenger RNA, 2552 nt
Organism: Bactrocera oleae (olive fruit fly)
Lineage: Eukaryota; Metazoa; Arthropoda; Insecta; Diptera; Tephritidae
Gene: Buffy
Product: BCL2 family apoptosis regulator buffy
Biological process (GO): regulation of apoptotic process; intrinsic apoptotic signaling pathway in response to DNA damage; extrinsic apoptotic signaling pathway in absence of ligand
Cellular component (GO): mitochondrial outer membrane
Molecular function (GO): protein heterodimerization activity; protein homodimerization activity
Source: RefSeq, a predicted model, not a curated record